Molecule: messenger RNA, 2773 nt
Organism: Chaetomium fimeti
Lineage: Eukaryota; Fungi; Ascomycota; Sordariomycetes; Sordariales; Chaetomiaceae
Exons: 4
Coding region: 161-2662 (833 amino acids)
Biological process (GO): ERAD pathway
Cellular component (GO): endoplasmic reticulum membrane
Molecular function (GO): protein binding
Source: RefSeq, a predicted model, not a curated record
GCUUGUACUUGUAAGAAUGACUUCCAUGCCGAUGACAGUUUCCCAGGGCCGCAUGAGCUGCCUGACACUCUUUUUCUGAACGCGCACCAGCUCAAAACUACCAACUCAGCCAUGGACUGAAGGCCGUGAACGGCAUCCUUUUUAUUACCAAAAGUCCACCAUGAAAGGGCUUCUCUGGUUGUACCUGCUAUUGCAGGCCAUCGCGUUUUCCUUCGCCGACGCACGAGCUGAUCAACAUGUCCUUGGUGACGACGCAACCGGGGAGCGAAACAGAGACUCGUUCCGUGCAGAGGUAGCUGCACAAACAGGGGAACAACCCCCCCGGGAGCCUGGCUCCGAACUCGUCGACUCGGCCCUCGUUGAACUACACAAACUAUACCAGCCUCUCCACCACCGGGCACGGAAGCAACAUGGCGUCUUCGGAACGCUAUUACACUUCGCCCUCAAGGCUCUCCCGACCUUGCGCCUCAGCGCGCCAGUCCACGAUUCCUCGUCCAAGAAUCCGCACAACGGGAAACUUUUGCAGGCGACUAAGCUCCUCGAAGAAUCCGCCCGACGGAACAACUCCGAUGCCCUCUACAUCCUCGCCGAGAUGAACUUCUACGGCAACUUUUCACACCCGAAGAAUUUCCCGGCGGCAUUUGAUUACUACCGCCAGCUAUCAUUGCUCAAUGGCAACAGCUCAGCGCUCUACAUGAUGGGGUUGAUGUACUCGACGGGCAUUGGAGGAGCUGUGGAGCGCGACCAGGCCCGAGCCCUCCUCUACUACGGCUUCGCCGCAAACAAGGGGCAUACGAGGGCAGAGAUGACGAUAGCGCAUCGGCACCACGCAGGAAUCGGGGCACCGAAGAAUUGCGAAAUGGCUGUCAAAUACUACAAGCGGGUGGCCGACAAGGCCAUCGCGUGGUAUCGUUCGGGUCCGCCGGGGGGCAGGAGCUGGAUCACAGAAACCUACCGGAUCGCUGACGAGAGCGGUGGCGCCUAUGGAGAAGGCGCUAGCGUCGCCAGUGCAGGCAAUAACGCUAUCAAGGCACAUCCCAACUCGGACGCGUACGCCUCGAUCGAGGACAUCAUCGAGUAUCUCGACCUCAUGUCGCAGAAGGGCGACUUCAAGGCAUCGUUCAACCUAGGGCGCAUCUACUACGAGGGACAGAGGGGUCUCGACAAGAACGUGGUGUUGGCCAGAAGGUAUUUUUUUGAGGUUACUCAAAAGUACUGGCGGAAGAACCGCCCUGUCGAAAAUCCCAAAGUCGGUCUGGAUAAGACGGCCGGCAAGGCGGCAGGGUACAUCGGGCGCAUGUACUUGCGCGGAGAAGGAGUCGAGCAGAACUUUGAGCGUGCCAAGAUCUGGUUCGAUGCCGGAGAGUCUCUCAAAGACGCCCAGUCUCAGUACGGCCUGGGUCUGCUGUACCUCAACGGAUACGGCGUCAAGGCGGACGCUGGUCAAGCUAUUGACUACUUCAAGGCGGCCGCUACCCAAGACUACGGGCCUGCAGAGGUGCAGCUUGGAUAUCUCUACCUUGACCACGGGAGCAACGAAGACGUGGCGACUGCGAACCACUACUUCGAGCUUGCCUCGCGGUGGGCCAAUAUCGAUGCCUACUACCACCUUGCCGAAGCCAACAAUAUCGGCGUGACACACGAUAGAUCGUGUAGCACAGCCGUGUCCUACUAUAAGCACGUGGCCGAGAGGGCCGAGCCCCUUGUUUCAUCCUGGGCUGAAGCCAAUCUGGCAUAUGAGAGCGGCGACACCGAGCUGGCGCUUCUUCAGUACCUGGGUGCCGCCGAGCAGGGAUACGAGAAAGCGCAGAACAACGUCGCUCACAUUCUUGACCCCGCCAAAUCCCGCCUGCCCAUCGCCCAGCUGCUAUCUCAUCAGCCAGCCGCUGCCAUCCUCCAGGAACCAACUCUUGCGCUGAUCUACUGGACACGCUCAUCCCGCCAGGGCAACAUCGACGCGCUGGUCAAGAUGGGCGACUACUACCUGUACGGGAUCGGCACCGACACCGACGUAGAUAAAGCCGUUCAGUGCUACACCGGGGCGUCUGAAUACCACCAGAGCGCACAGGCGCUGUACAAUCUCGCGUGGAUGCACGAGCAUGGCGUCGGCCUGAACCAAGACUACCAUCUUGCGAAGCGCUACUAUGAUGCCGCGCGGGCGACGAACGAGGAGGCAUAUCUCCCGGUCUCGCUCAGCCUACUGAAGCUGCGGGCAAAGAGCGCCUGGAAUACCCUCACGAACGGCAGGAUCAACUCUAUUCAAGAUGAGCCAGCACUUAAAAAACAAUGGUCCCUCACCGAUUGGGUCAAUAACUUCCUACAAGACGACGACACCCAAUACUAUGAUGAACUCUACGAGGAGUACGGAGACGGCAUGACGGAUGAGGACGGGCUGGACCUCGACGACGACGGCCUCGUGGAGAGCGUCAUGAUCCUCGGCCUGGCCGCCGCGCUGGUUUUCCUGCUCAUGUACCGCCAACAGCGACAGCAGGCGGCCAGGCGGGAAGAAGCGAGGAGGCAGCAACAGCAACCGCACCAAGGAGGCGUUCAGGGAGGGGCAGCCGCCGGAAACCAGCAACAGCCUCAGCAGGAAAGGGGGUUCUUUCCGCAGCCUGGGGAUCCGAACUUUGGGCAGUGGGCUGCUGGAGGUGUCGGGCAUUAAUGAAACAGAGUCGAAAUUUGUGUAUGCAGUAAAGUACCGCGGUCUGGAGUAGGUAGCGGCGUAUUGGUUACAUGAAUCAUUAUUAGCGUUAAAGAUCGUUGAGACGGCAAC